UUCUCCAACCACGCAUUUCGUGUAAACUGGUGUUCUUCUCCUCUCUCUCUCUCUCUCUCUCUCUCUGAGGCGUCUGGUUGGUCUGCAAAAUCAAGAAGAGGACGCAGUUAUGGGGACUCAAGCUCCGGCCGAUCAUACCUACGACCGCCAGAGCAGCGUCGAAGAGAAAUUGGAGAAGCAAAAGGCUAUCGACGAAUGGCUACCGAUUACUUCUUCAAGGAAUGCGAAAUGGUGGUACUCGACUUUUCACAAUGUCACCGCCAUGGUUGGAGCUGGCGUGCUCGGUCUCCCAUACGCCAUGGCCGAGCUUGGAUGGGGUCCCGGUGUGGCGGUGAUGGUCUUAUCUUGGAUUAUCACCCUCUACACAUUGUGGCAAAUGGUCGAGAUGCACGAGAUGGUUCCGGGAAAACGUUUUGAUAGGUAUCACGAGCUGGGCCAAUACGCAUUUGGCGAAAAACUCGGCCUCUACAUCGUGGUUCCUCAGCAGCUUAUCGUCGAAGUCGGAGUGAACAUUGUCUACAUGGUGACCGGCGGCCAAUCCCUGAAAAAGUUCCACGAUACGGUCUGCCCGAGCUGUAAGCCGCUGAAGACGACUUACUUCAUCAUGAUAUUUUCUUCCGUUCACUUUGUUCUCUCCCACCUCCCCAAUUUCAACUCCAUCGCCGGCGUCUCCUUGGCUGCUGCUGUCAUGUCUUUGAGCUACUCCACUAUUGCUUGGGCAGCUUCACUCAACAAGGGUGUUCAGUCCGAUGUACAAUACGGGUACGCAGCAAAGUCAACACCAGGAACGGUAUUCAACUUCUUUGCUGCAUUGGGUGAUGUCGCUUUUGCCUAUGCUGGUCACAAUGUCGUGUUGGAGAUCCAAGCGACGAUCCCAUCCACGCCAGAGAAACCAUCCAAGGGCCCGAUGUGGAGAGGAGUCAUCGUCGCGUACAUAAUUGUGGCUCUCUGCUAUUUCCCGGUUGCCUUAAUUGGGUACUGGGUGUUUGGGAACUCGGUUGCAGACAACAUCCUCCUCUCGUUGGAAAAACCCGCUUGGCUCAUUGCUAUGGCCAAUAUGUUUGUGGUUAUCCAUGUGAUUGGAAGCUAUCAGAUUUAUGCAAUGCCGGUGUUUGACAUGAUAGAAACUGCACUGGUGAAGAAAUUGCACUUUAAGCCCACUAGAACACUUCGAUUUGUAACGCGCAAUAUCUAUGUUGCGUUCACGAUGUUCGUUGGCAUUACUUUCCCCUUCUUCAGUGGUCUUCUUUCGUUCUUCGGAGGAUUCGCUUUUGCUCCUACCACCUACUUUCUUCCCUGCAUAAUGUGGCUCGCGAUUUACAAGCCGAGGCGGUACAGCUUAUCUUGGUGGACAAACUGGAUAUGCAUUGUCAUUGGAGUUCUCUUGAUGAUCGUAGCGCCUAUUGGGGGACUGAGGUUGAUCAUAAUCAAGGCUAAGACCUACAAAUUCUACUCUUAGAUUCUUUACUUGCAUACCAGCUUACAAGGUGAAUCGGGAGUCGCUCCAGCAAUCCAGAUUCUGGCAAAAUUAUGGAUGUAGAUGAACACAACGGCGAAUCGGUGCAAAUUCUCAUUGCCCAAACGGAACCGUUACCUUGUUUCCACGGGACCCCCAACAGGAUCUUUGUAGUGUAAGCGUGCAGUAUUUGUCAGCGGAAAAAAUGGGAAGUUUAUGGACAUGAAAUUAACUUAAAGGGAAGUGUACUGUUUUAGUUUUCGAGUGUAUAUGUCAACCUGUUCUUGUCUCAGGCUUGUUUGUUUCAGCGCUAGUAUAGAGGGAAAAAGACGUGUGUGGCGUGAUUCUUUUCACUUUUGGAGUGUGUUAUUACCCUGAAACAAAAGGUUUAUUCUUGAUUGAA
Molecule: messenger RNA, 1859 nt
Organism: Eucalyptus grandis
Lineage: Eukaryota; Viridiplantae; Streptophyta; Magnoliopsida; Myrtales; Myrtaceae
Product: lysine histidine transporter 1
Exons: 8
Coding region: 110-1459 (449 amino acids)
Cellular component (GO): plasma membrane
Source: RefSeq, a predicted model, not a curated record